Fraxinus pennsylvanica is the source of this 1329-nucleotide messenger RNA. The record is from the annotation of a GenBank genome assembly. Lineage: Eukaryota; Viridiplantae; Streptophyta; Magnoliopsida; Lamiales; Oleaceae.
AUGGAUUCUCGCCAUGCAUCACUGGGUCGACGAACGCUGGAAGAAAUUCGACAAAAGAGAGCAGCAGAAAGAUUGAGCAAAGCAUCCUCGGGACCAGAUCUCACCAAAGCUCCAAUCCCAGAUGUUGUGGGAAUGAAAAAAUCAGAGAGCGGAAAUAGACUCUCGGAGAAUGAUAUCAGUGGAUUAGUAUCACAGUUAAAAGACAUGCAACAAAGGAAUGCGGAACUUGAAGAAGCGAAUAGGAACUUGAUCUCCACGCUUCAAACGAAAGAAAUUGAGAAUGACAUGCUGCAGAAGCGACUCAAUGAUCUGGAGCAGAACACUGUCCCAUCACUGAGAAAAGCUCUCAGAGAUAUUGCGAUGGAAAAAGAUGCCGCAGUUGUUGCACGGGAGGAUCUGUCAGCACAGCUUCGCACGUUAAAGAAAAGACUGAAAGAAGCAGAAGAAGAGCAGUACCGAGCUGAGCAGGAUGCGGCUGCAUUGAGAGCAGAAGUAAAUUCGUUACAACAGCAAUCAAUGAGUGGUCCUCUAGGCAGUGUCACUGCUACGGGAUAUUCACUUGAUCACAUUCAAGCCAUGGAAAAUGAACUGGCCAGUUUAAAGUCUCAGUUUGAGAAAGAGUCAAUGAUGAGGCAGCAAGAGCAGCAACAGUUAGCAGAGGAGCACCUGCGGAUAUCUGCCCUUGUUGUUCAAAAGCAGGAGCUGGAAGAAAAACUUGCAGUGAUGUCCAGAACGAGCUCAGAGGAAGUCACAGAAAAAGCAAAAACAUUUUCAGUGGAAGACAAGGAGAAACUCGAGAAGCAAUUGCAUGACAUGGCAGUAGCUAUUGAGAGAUUAGAAAGUAGCAGGCAAAAACUGAUGAUAGAGAUUGAUUCUCAGUCUUCAGAAAUAGAGAGGCUUUUUGAGGAGAAUUCUAGUCUCUCAAAUGCUUAUCAGGACUCAAUAGGAUUAGUGGCUCACUGGGAGAAUCAGGUGAAAGAUUGUCUGAAGCAAAAUGAGGAACUACGUGGUAUGUUAGAUAAGUUGCGUGCAGAACAAACAAGUUUACCGAUUCUGAAUGAUAGAAUUAUCCAGAAGGGACUUCUGGAAGCCAGGGAGGAAGGAGAGGGCUCCCAGUAUGCAUCUGAUUUUUUCGCCCUCAAGGGCCAACUUGCUAAAGAACAAAGCAGAGCCGAGGCACUGUCUGCGGAGGUCUUGCAGCUCUCAGCCCGCCUCCAACAAGCUACACAAGCAUAUAAUGGUCUUGCGCGCAUCUAUAAGCCUGUCCUGCGGAACAUAGAGAACAGUCUUAUAAAGAUGAAGCAAGAUGGCUCGGUGCCUGUACAAUAA